AUGGCAAUGGCAAACAAUAAAAGAAAAUGUUUUACAUGUGAUAGAGAAAACAAUACGUAUACUUGUGAAGGAUGUUCAAAAAGAUUUUGUUUUAUGGAUUUAGCAGAACAUCAACAUAGAUUGAAUGAUGAACUAAAUCAUAUUAGUCAUGGUUAUAAUGAAUUUAAACAAAUAAUAAAUGAACAUAAACAAAAUCCACAAAAUUAUUCAUUCAUAGAACAAAUUGAUCAAUGGGAAAGAAUUUCGAUUGAAAAAAUUCAAGAAAAAGCACAAAAUCUUCGUGAAGUUAUCGUUAAAUCGUCGCAAACAUUUAUUAAUGAUAUUGAAAAGAAAUUUAAUGACUUAAAUAAACAAAUACAACAACUUCAGAAAGCAAACGACUUCAAUGAAAUUAAUUUAAACUAUUUAAAAAAUGAAUUAACAGAAAUCACAGAAGAAUUAGAUAGUUCAUCAAAUAUCUCUAUUCAACAAAAUCGACAAUCAUUUAUUAGUGAUAUUUCAAUUAUUUCAUUUAAAAAAUCAAAAUUCAAUAAAUGGAAACAAAAUCCCAUAAUCGUAGCUGGUGGAAAUGAAGAAGGACAAAACUUAAAUCAACUCAAUAGUCCUGUUGGAAUGUUUAUUGAUAAAAACAAAAAUAUCUUCAUUGCUGAUCGUGAUAAUCAUCGUAUUGUUGAAUGGAAAUGUAAUGCAAAAGAAGGACAAAUUAUUGCAGGUGGAAAUGGCGAAGGAGAUCGAAUAGAUCAAUUGUAUUGUCCAACAGAUGUGAUUGUUGAUCAACAAAAUUAUUCGAUAAUCAUUGCUGAUAAUGGGAACAGACGAGUGAUUCAAUGGUUGAACCAAAACCAGCAAAUUCUCAUCGAUGAUAUUGACUGUUAUGGUUUGGCAAUGGAUAAACACGGAUUUCUUUAUGUUUCUGAUAUUGUGAAAGAUGAAGUUAGACGAUGGAAAAUGGGAGAAUACAACAAUGAAGGAAUUAUAGUAGCAGGUGGAAAUGGUGAAGGAGAUCAACUGAAUCAGCUCAAUUGUCCAGAUUGUGUCUUUGUUGAUGAAGAUCAAUCUGUUUAUGUAUCAGAGAGCAACAAUCAUCGUGUGAUGAAAUGGACAAAAGGCGCAAAAGAAGGAACAGUUGCGGCUGGAGGAAAUGGUGGAGGAAGAAAUCUCAAUCAAUUGUUUGAACCUGAAGGGGUAUUUGUUGAUAAUUUGGGUAAAAUUUAUGUGGCAGAUUGUGAUAAUCAUCGAAUAACUCGUUGGUGUGAAGGAAAAGAAGAAGGUGAAAUUGUUGUUGGUGGAAAUGGUGAAGAAAAUGAAUUGAAUGGUCCUGUGGACUUAUUUUUGGAUGAUGAAGGAAAUGUUUAUGUUACUGAUUAUUCUAAUCAUCAGAUUGUAAAAUUUGAAGUAGUUUUGUAA
Adineta steineri is the source of this 1407-nucleotide messenger RNA. The record is from the annotation of a GenBank genome assembly. NCBI's taxonomy places the organism in Eukaryota, Metazoa, Rotifera, Eurotatoria, Adinetida, Adinetidae.